UCUGCCUGCUCCUGCCUCAUCUCUGCCUGUCCCUGCCUUGCCCUCCCGGAGCUGGUGGCAUCCUGCGUGGGACCCCCGCAGCAUGGGGACAGUCAGCGAGCUCUGCGCCUCCAGUUUCCAGGCAUUCCUGUGCCCCUCGGUGGCUGCCAAGGCAGUGCCCAGUGACCUGACCCCAGAGGAGUGCCAGGAGCUGGAGAACAUCCGCCGCCGGAAGCAGGAGCUGCUGGCUGACAUACAGCGCCUGAAGGAUGAGAUAGCAGAAGUGACAAAUGAGAUCGAGAACCUCGGCUCCAUGGAGGAGAAGAAAAACACGCAGAGGAGCAAGCAGGUGGCCAUGGGCAGGAAGAAGUUCAACAUGGAUCCGAAGAAGGGCAUCCAGUUCCUGAUCGAGAACGACCUGCUGAAGAACACGUGCGAGGACAUCGCUCAGUUCCUGUACAAGGGAGAGGGCCUCAACAAGACGGCCAUCGGCGACUACCUGGGCGAGAGGGAUGAGUUCAACAUCCAAAUCCUGCAUGCCUUUGUGGAGCUGCAUGAAUUCACCGACCUCAACCUUGUGCAGGCCCUGCGGCAGUUCCUGUGGAGCUUCAGGCUGCCAGGGGAGGCACAGAAGAUUGACCGGAUGAUGGAGGCCUUUGCUCAGCGCUACUGCCAGUGCAACCCUGGCGUCUUCCAGUCCACAGACACCUGCUACGUGCUGUCCUUUGCCAUCAUCAUGCUGAACACGAGCCUGCACAAUCCCAACGUGAAGGACAAGCCCACGGCAGAGCGAUUCAUCGCCAUGAACCGCGGCAUCAAUGACGGGGGGGACCUGCCUGAGGAGCUGCUCCAGAAUCUGUAUGAGAGCAUCAAGAAUGAGCCCUUCAAAAUCCCUGAGGAUGACGGCAAUGACCUCACCCACACCUUCUUCAACCCCGACCGCGAGGGCUGGCUGCUGAAGCUCGGAGGAGGCAGGGUGAAGACGUGGAAGCGCCGCUGGUUCAUCCUGACUGACAACUGCCUUUACUACUUCGAGUACACAACGGAUAAGGAGCCCCGUGGCAUCAUCCCCCUGGAGAACCUGAGCAUCCGUGAGGUGGAGGACUCAAAGAAGCCCAACUGCUUUGAGCUCUACAUCCCUGACAACAAGGACCAGGUGAUCAAGGCCUGCAAGACAGAGGCAGACGGGCGUGUGGUGGAGGGGAACCACACCGUGUAUCGCAUCUCUGCCCCCACGCCCGAAGAGAAGGAGGAGUGGAUCAAGUGCAUCAAGGCAGCCAUCAGCCGGGACCCCUUCUACGAGAUGCUGGCUGCCAGGAAGAAGAAGGUCUCCUCCACCAAGAGGCACUAGCAGCCAGACUGGCCCUGCGAGGCCCUGUAGCAGCCCGAGUGUUCCCCUGUCACGGGGGCAUGUGGGGCAGGGGCCACGCUGCAGGCUGGCCCUCGAGGCCCAGGGCCCAGCUUCAGCUUAGCCAUUUCUUUACUGUGGGGGGAGGGAAGGGGCAUCUCAGUGACUCUGGCCCCACAUCACUGCCUCAUCGCUGGACAGCGUCUUCACGGGCUCAAGCUGGACAGAGCACCCCUGUGCACCCCUGGGACCCCUGGCCUCAGCACCACGGGCACCCUCUCUGCCUCUGACCCCCAGGAAUCCUGCAGCCACGUGGCUCUGGGUCCCCCCGGCUCCUGUGUCCAGACACUCCUGGGGUGUUCUGUCAGGAGGGGGAGCAGCUGUGGUGGUUUUGGGGUGUCACAGGUGCUGGGGUGCAGGGUGUCAGCCCCAGGGGGCCCCUGCAGAGAUACAGCUCCUGGCCCUCGUUGUAGCGGGCCUGGGUCUGUCCUGGCGUCCCCACGCUGCUGCCUUGGACCUUCCCAGCCACCCCCUGCCCUGGAAUGGUGCCCACAGACAGGAGGGAUGAAGGGCAGGGACUCGUGAUGAGCAGUGGUGCCACACAGGGCAGAGAUGUGCCCUGACCCAGCCAUGGGAGCUGUGGUUUGGAUGUGGC
Molecule: messenger RNA, 1982 nt
Organism: Sturnus vulgaris (Common starling)
Lineage: Eukaryota; Metazoa; Chordata; Aves; Passeriformes; Sturnidae
Source: RefSeq, a predicted model, not a curated record